AAGAAGAAAUUAAUUAAACCCUGCUCCAUUUCGUGAAUUUUCAUCGGAAAAUUGAGAAAGCUCAAAAGAAAUCGAAGAGGAUGAGCGGGUUUCCGAUACCGAGAACUGAGUCAACUCACCAUCGACUCUACGAGUUCGCUAAAUCUGCCAUCAUUAAAAUCUUUGCCCACCCCUAUGCCACUGUAUGUGAUUUGUAUUGUGGAGGAGGAGUGGACAUAGAGAAAUGGGACGCUGCUCAAAUCACUCACUACAUUGGAAUCGAUGUAGCAUCAUCAGGAAUAAGUGAAGUAAAAGAAACAUGGGAGAGUCUGAAGAAAAAUUACACUGCUGAUUUCUUUCAAGCCGACCCUUGUUCUGAAAAUUUUGAAACCCAGUUGCAGGAAAAGGCCAAUCAAGCUGAUUUAGUUUGCUGUUUGCAGAAUUUGCAGUUGUGUUUUGAGACCGAGGAGAGUGCAAGGAAGCUUCUACAUAAUGUGGCGUCGUUGCUUAAACCGGGGGGUUAUUUUUUUGGGCAAAGUACCAGAAGAAUGUUGAAGCACAAGUUCAAAACUCUGGCAAAGUACCAGAAGAAUGUUGAAGCAUACCAUAACAGAAGCGGCAGCAUGAAGCCAAACAUUGUUCCCAAUUGCAUUCGAUCAGAAAGCUACAUGAUCACUUUCGAAGUAGAGGAAGAGAAGUUUCCAUUAUUUGGGAAGAAGUACCAGUUAAAAUUUGCCCACGACAUCUCUGCAGAAACCCACUGCUUGGUACAUUUUCCAAGUUUGAUAAGGUUGGCCAGGGAAGCUGGUCUGGAGUAUGUGGAAAUUCAGAACUUGACUGAAUUUUAUGAUGAUAAUAGAACUCAAUUUGCAGGUAUGAUAAUGAAUGCUGGUCUGAACCUGGUGGAUCCUAGAGGGAGACUUCUUCCUCGAUCAUAUGAUGUCUUAGGCCUAUAUACUACAUUUAUAUUUCAGAAGCCUGAUCCAGAUGUUGCUCCCCCUCUUACCACCCCACUAUUACAGCAUGAUGGUUACACUAUUGAUGAGAGCGAGUGGCAAGCACCUGAGUGGCAAGGAACCCUAUGGAGAGACGAUGAAAAGAAUGCACAUCCAGAGCAGCAGCCUCCUCCUCCUCCUCCACCUCUUGGACUUGGAAAGAUUAGUGAACAGAAGGGGAUAUUGGGUCCUGGCCCGGCAGAUUUACGUUUCUCAGAGGCACUUUGACCUUUUGGUGGUUAGAAGCAAGCUAGAGGGAUGUUGCAUGCGAUGUAAGAGGGGAGCUUCGUGGAGUGUAUUCGUUAACUGUAACCCGACUGUGAACAGGACAAAACCAUGCAAACCUGUAAUGUGUGUAGCCUAUGCAAUUACAACCAAUGAAGUGUUCGACAUUACUGGCCUUGAUGGAUCAGUAAAGGAAAUAGAAGGAUAAGAUUCAAGCACUUCGAAUAACGUUUUAGGAAUUCGAUCAGUAAAAGAAAUAGAAGGAUAAGAUUCAACAACUUGGCAUGACUUUUUAGGAA
Messenger RNA from Populus trichocarpa (black cottonwood), 1498 nucleotides. RefSeq names its product mRNA cap guanine-N7 methyltransferase 2. Gene Ontology annotation, cellular component: nucleus. Gene Ontology annotation, molecular function: mRNA 5'-cap (guanine-N7-)-methyltransferase activity. The transcript is spliced from 12 exons. Gene Ontology annotation, biological process: 7-methylguanosine mRNA capping. Lineage: Eukaryota; Viridiplantae; Streptophyta; Magnoliopsida; Malpighiales; Salicaceae. Bases 81 to 1202 code for a protein of 373 amino acids. The record is from RefSeq and is a predicted model, not a curated record.